AUGCGUAAUGUAGGUUUAUCCCGUCCUAUCGACCAUUCGACAUCUCAACAACAUAUCACCAACAAUAGAACUGUUCAAAAUCAAGGUUUAGUUAGUUCAUCAACUACACAUUCGAAUUCUUGUACCAACCAACCACUGUUAUUAUCACAUUGUUUUCCUGUUCCUAGUACUGAUAGUGUCAUGACAAAUCAGUCUAGUUCAUCGAAUAUCAACAACACCAUCAUUCAUUGUCCAAUGCUCAACCAUCCAUGUUAUACCACCAAUAGCCAUCAUCAAUCUCCAUUGAAUUUUCGUCCAUAUCAUCAACGUGCAGCAACAUCUAAUGGUCCUCACAAUUCAACAAGUAAUAUGAAUCAGCUUCAAUCAAACGGAAAAAGAAAAAGAAAAAAAAUUGAUGUUCAACAAAAUCAAAAAUCUUCAUCUUCAUCUUCAUCCUGUUCUUCAUCACCAACAAGUUCAACAAAUGGAUCCACUUCCUCAACAAACACCAACAGUAUUAUUAGUCAUGUUCAACCGACAAGUGCUGUUGCUGUUCAUUUACAACCAAAUUUAUUCGAAGUGAAUGCACCUGUUUCAAUUAUUAAUCCAUUUAGUAUUGAAAUAUCACAACAGGCACGACAGUACGCGGAAACGCGUUAUGCCUUUCCGUCAUUCAUCAUCAAAUUCCAACAAGAUAUUAAUGAAAGUUCAGUAUUAAAGUAUUUAACAACCCAUUAUUCUUACAAUUAUAAUUCGGAUUUGAAUUUCGCUGGUCAUCGACUAAAACUUAAACGUGAUUUAUUAUUAUUUGUUAAUGAUCGUGAAUCGUUCUCAAUGCUCUAUGAUACUUCAAAAUGGCCGUCGACCAUCGAAUCACUGAAUUUUGAAAAAAUUCUACCUACUCAUCUAUCACCUCAAUUUUCAUUAGUUCUUAAAAAUGUUCCAUUUGAUAUUGAAAUUGAUACAUUACUAACAAACACUAAAUCUAUUUAUCUAGAUGUAAUGAAUGCACAUCGAAUUCUUAAUAAAAAUCAACACCCUACCACAUUAGUUCGACUUGAUAUUAACAAUAUAAAUGGCAUUGAUGAAUUAGUUGGUAAGAAAUUUCUUUCUAUUGAUAAUUUAAGACUUGAAUUGAUGGAAUACUUGGCGCCAGCUAAGGUGUUGAUAUGUAUCAAAUGCUACCAGAUUGGACAUUUUAGAAGUACCUGUAAAAGUACUUUAGAAUAUUGUAAAACAUGCGGAUUUAGUAGUAAAGAUCUAAAUCAGCAUAAAGAAAAAUGUAAUAAAAAACAAUAUUGUAUUAGAUGUAAAGGUUCACAUGAUUCCAACGAUGUACGUUGCCCUGAUGUUAAAACAUACAGGGCUGUACUCACAAAAUCUCUUUUAGCUAAAACAAGUACAAUGAAUCAUCAACAAAAUAAUCAAUCAAAAUUCCACUAUAAAGAUCAAGAUUAUCCAUCAUUAAAUAUGAAUUACAACAACAAUCAUCAUAGAAUAAAUAAUUUAUCAAACAUUUCAAGUAAACGAAUUGAUGAACUAUACCACAAGUUGAGCAAUUUAGAAGGCAAUUUGAAUCGUCUGUUAGAUUUAAAUAACAACUAUGCUGACCAACUUACUCGUACACAACAAAUAAUUAUGAAUCAUAAUCGUGAUAUACAAUUAAAACAAAUCGACGGUGCAUUCCAACGUGAUUUCGUCAGUCAAUUUAUUUCUCCAAUUUGUCAAGUAAUGAUUGAAGUGAUUUCGGUCUUAGUUAAACGAAAUGUAUUGAACGAUAAAACCUUACUUUGUCCUUCGCUAUUAGCUCUUUGUGCCAAACUAGGAAAUGAUCUCCCGGUAUGA
Rotaria sp. Silwood1 is the source of this 1824-nucleotide messenger RNA. Lineage: Eukaryota; Metazoa; Rotifera; Eurotatoria; Philodinida; Philodinidae. The record is from the annotation of a GenBank genome assembly.